Spathaspora passalidarum NRRL Y-27907 is the source of this 1510-nucleotide messenger RNA. It is a transcript of the gene BNA2, whose product is annotated as dioxygenase. Gene Ontology annotation, molecular function: indoleamine 2,3-dioxygenase activity; metal ion binding; heme binding. The transcript has a single exon. Bases 72 to 1436 code for a protein of 454 amino acids. Lineage: Eukaryota; Fungi; Ascomycota; Pichiomycetes; Serinales; Debaryomycetaceae. Gene Ontology annotation, biological process: 'de novo' NAD+ biosynthetic process from L-tryptophan. The record is from RefSeq and is a predicted model, not a curated record. Gene Ontology annotation, cellular component: cytoplasm.
AAAAUUCGUCCUUAUAAGAACAGAGUCAUAUAUCUCGAUACAAGGAAGUUCACACAGUAUAGAACAAGAAGAUGACUGCAACUAUAGAUAUUCCUAGAAUGGAAGACUAUAAUGUUUUUCCAAACUCAGGUUUUUUACCUGAGAAACUUCCAUUGGAGAGAUUGCCACAACAGUACUACAAACCUUGGGAAGAUAUUGCAACAAACCUUCCUUCAUUGAUUUUAACCAAAAGAGUAAGAUCUGUUAUUGAUAAGAAGUUACCCUUACUAGAAACUUCACAACUUACAUCAGAAGAAGAGUAUAGAAGGGCAUAUCAGGUCUUGGGAUUUUUAGCACAUGCAUAUAUUUGGGGAACUGAAGAACCAACUAAUAAGCUUCCACCACAAAUAGCACAACCUUGGGUUGAGGUUUCUGAUCACCUUAGAUUACCACCCAUUGCCACAUAUGCCGGUUUAUGUCUUUGGAAUUUCAAGCAAAUCAUUCCCACCGAGGAAGGUGAGGAUAUAUGGGAUUUAGAUAACUUGACCACAAUUAACACAUUUACCGGGUCCAUUGAUGAAAGUUGGUUCUAUUUAGUCAGUGUCUAUUUUGAACAUAAAGGUGCUUUAGCGAUAACUACUGGAUUACAGGCUAUUAAGUGUGCUUAUAAUAAUGAUAUACCAGGUUUGGUUGCUCAACUUCAACAAUUAGCCGAAGCUAUAGAUGCAUUGGGUUCAGUUUUGUUAAGAAUGGAAGAAAUGUGUGAUCCACAUGUAUUUUAUUUCAGAAUCAGACCAUACUUGGCAGGUUGGAAGAAUAUGGCUGAUGUUGGAUUAGAUAAGGAUGGAGUUUUAUAUGGAAAUGAAUCCAAACCUAGAGCAUACUCUGGUGGAUCAAAUGCUCAGAGUUCAUUAAUUCAAUUCUUGGAUAUAUUAUUAGGUGUGAAACAUUACUCUACUGGUGAGAGACCAUUACCAUUCCGUAAGGAUGUUCCCAAGACUGGACCAGAAAAUGGUUUUAUGAAUGAAAUGAGAACAUAUAUGCCUGGGCCACAUCAAGAUUUCUUAAAAAAGAUUCAUGAAAUCACCAAUAUUCAUGACUUUGUAUUACAGAAUGUCGAUACUCAUCCUGAAUUAGUAUUAAGUUAUGAUGGAUGUUUAGCCAUGUUGAAACUGUUUAGAGACAAGCAUAUUCAAAUUGUCACUAGAUACGUGGUGUUACAAGCUAAAAAGACCAACAAUAUGGGUUCAUCCACUACUUUAAGAUCAGGAUUAGCUAGAAAGAAGAAGAAUGGAGGAGAAGAAAAGGGAACUGGAGGAACAUCACUUUUGCCAUUUUUAAAACAAUGUAGAGAUGAAACUGGUGAUCCCGCUGCGGGUAACUGGGGUAAGAGAAUUCUCAGUGAUGGUGUUAUGAGAUUGAAAUAUUCUAAACCAAAUGGAAUAAACGAAGAUUAGAAGGUUUAUGGUGUAGAUAUAGAGUUAUGCUAUAUAGAACUAAUUAAUAUGGCUUUAGUUGAUGCAACGUAGUC